AUUCAAAUAUUUUUCUCGAAUGAGAAUUAUUUGAGAACGUAUAUGGUUUUUCUGUUGAUUACUGUCGUUUCAGUACGCAGUGCACAGCUGAUCAGUGGUUCUAACGGACGGUUACCGCUUGUUCGUGCUUCAAAAUCUACGAAAACGACAGAAAAGUUACUGUUAUUCGUUCAUUGUUUACACAGUGACAGUUGAAAUUUCACUGUUCAAUUGGUGAAUAAAGUUGCGGCGCGUUUGGCAAGUGUCUUCAUCGAGUGUUCGAAGUGAGCGGUUAACUGGUUUCUCAUUCGUUGGACAUUUCCAAUGGUUGCCGUCCGGUAGGCCUUGCCAGGAGGAUGGGGGCCCACGAUGGGGGAGUGCCAUUGCUCUAACAUCGCUAUCAUGCAGCUGUUCCAUGAGCUGAAGCAGCAGUUCCCUGCGCUCCCUGAUCACGUCGUUUCCCAGUGCAUCGCCCAGAACAGCCACGAUCGGGAGACAUGCGCGAGAAGUCUUCGUGCUACUCAAGAGUCACGACAGUCUCCGGGCGCAUUCCUACCGGCGACACUUUGCGCCGUCCUUCAGCAGCAGCAGCAGCAACAACAACAUCAUCAACGAGCGAACCACGUAGCCACGCAGCAACAACAACGUUGUUGCACGAUGAAUCAACUGCAGCAUACCAUCAACAGCACGAGCAGCAAUACGCGACCGCACAGACCAGCCUCGCUGGACAUCGGUAUGGCACGGCGUUGUCCUGUCAGCUGUACACGAGCAGUUGCGAUAUCAGCAUCGUCGCCGAUCGCUGUUAACUCGGCCAACGCGCCUUCCUCGGCGCCUGCUGCUUGCACGACGCGCGGUUUCUUCGACGAUUAUACGGGACCGAGCGACGCGAACCCCCUUAACAAAGUCCAGAACACAGGAAACGAGCCAGCCGGAUUCGAGUUGAACGUGAACGUUGCCUGCAGUCCUGCUGGCAAUCGCGAUUUUCGAACGGUGCCUACGAUCGGUGGUGCCUGUAAACGAAGCGAUCUGCUCCUCGAUCCACGAAAUCAUUAUGCCGAACCAUUGUUGAAUGCGGAAAACACGGGGCCGCAGAUCGACCACACACGAAGUUACACUUCGGUCAGCCUGACGCUGAGGCCGCCAUCCUCGGAACCACAGCCGCCGAUCGACAUCAGAUCACAGGGUUCAAGCCUGACUUAUUCGAGCUCCUCUCUGGAUCCUCGGGGCUUUCAAAGCCGUCUUCAGAUCAGCAUCGGUGCCGGAGCCGUUGGCGGUGUGGCGGCUGCAAGAAUCCGACCUCCGGUGGGUCCCAUCAGACCCAACAGUUUGAUACCCCCGGUACAAAUCGGCCCUCAAAGACCACCAGGUCUUCCAGUAGGGCCACCUAGUCAAUUACCGAGGCCCACGACAACAAUGAGCGCCCCGACCACACCUUCUGUACCAUCGACGACGAACAUUGUCCAUCCCAUUAGCCUUCCAACGACACCAUCAGGACCGACGACGACCUCGCCGCCCUCCAGUCCCAUUGGUGAACGGAUAUCGGCCAAUAUCGAUCAAAAUCAAUCGCUGUUGAAUCAAGUGGCGGAGCAUCAAAAGAAAUUGGUCGCAGAGCAAUUAGCAAGAAAGGAAAGACUCGCCAGGGAAUUGAGAGCCGAGAAAGGACGACUCGAAGCGAUGAAAAAAGAAUUACAGUCCCUCACGAGACCUUUUGAUUCUUCGAUGCCUCCUCAGGAGCUAAAAAAAAAGUUGAGAAGCGAGAUUUAUCAGCUGCAGGUUGAAUGCGACAGACUCGCGGAUGAGGUAGAUCAGUGGUCUGAUCCAAGAGUACCUUUGGGCGAAACGAACGAAACGUUUUAUCAACGUAUUUACACGGGUCAACCUUUGCCAUCGAGGUCUGUCAACUCCAAUCCACCGCCUCUGCCAAGUCAGCCACCCGUCUGGCAACCGGAAUCGAGUGGUAACAACAGUGACAGAGAAGAACGAGAUGGACCUUCUUGGGUCUGCAGAAUGUGCACGUUUGACAAUCAUCCAUUAAUGAACAAAUGCGAACAGUGUGACAUGCCGAGGCUGUUGGAUCACGGAAACACAGGUACGACUUCUGGAAAAUCGAUAGACGACUUUACGACCUCGUUAACAAGUCCGAACAUCGAUCCAUCACCUCCGCCACCUCCGCCGCCUCUAGGAUAGAGGAAACUUGAGUACCUUAACAGCAUGUUUUUUUCUGUGACAUAAUUUUAUAAAUUAAUAAAUAUCUUCCAAAGAAUAUUUGGUGAAAUAUGGAAGAUGCAUAAUAAGUACUUCCGUACCAUAUAAUAUGUGCAAUUAAAGGUUAUAUUUCCUGUUGUUAAAUACUUGCUCCUAAAUGAGAAAGAAAGAAUUGGAAUGAGGACCGCAGGAAUGAAUAUGUGAUGAAUAAAUAAAACAGAUUUAUAUUUAGAUUUGUACUUAAACGCAACGCAUGGACGUGUGGAAUUUUUUUAAAUAAAUCAUACUUAUGAAUUUUAA
Frieseomelitta varia is the source of this 2484-nucleotide messenger RNA. It is a transcript of the gene Tab2, whose product is annotated as TGF-beta-activated kinase 1 and MAP3K7-binding protein 3-like. NCBI's taxonomy places the organism in Eukaryota, Metazoa, Arthropoda, Insecta, Hymenoptera, Apidae. Gene Ontology annotation, molecular function: ubiquitin binding. The transcript has 8 exons. The record is from RefSeq and is a predicted model, not a curated record. The coding region runs from base 349 to 2166 and encodes 605 amino acids.